ACGAAAUAGCAGCAAUUAGUUAUGGUAGAUAUACCAACUUGACUAAGUCGGGUCAAAAAAAGGCCACAAACACUCAUGUCCACAAAUAUAAUUCUAACUGUAAGAAAUAUCACGGUAUAAGGAUUCUAGAGCGAUGACCUACCUUCAGAUCAGCCUUUCCACGGCAUCACUCCAGAAUCAUUAUCCAAACCAUUGGCCAAAAUUAUGCUAGCUGUUACCUUUGGAUAGGCUAAUAACUUCCGAACAGAGCAGAUUACCUUUGAUGUCGCUGAGUUUGACACUGCGUAUAAUGUCAUCUUAGGGAGAACUGCACUCGCGAAGUUCGUGGCGGAAUCCAAUUGCUUAAGGAUGUGUUUGGAUGGACGAAUAGGCUCAGAUAGGAUAUGGCCGCCCAAAUUUUGGAUGUGUUUGGAUGGAGGGCAGUACUAGGAUAUGGCCACCAUAUAGGGAAUAUUCCCUCCAGAUGUCGGCUCUGUGCGAUUCGGCCGGAUGGGGCGGCCCAGCGACCGCGCACCUCGCGCACGUCAACAAGACCGCAUGUAGCACCUUCUCCCAUCCUUUUCUCUCUUUUUUUCCUCUCUUCUCACCGCUUCACCUAUGCCGACCAAAACCCUAGCUCUCCUCCCUCCUCUGUAAAAAUAUCAACCGGCGGCGCGGGCGGCUGCUGUCGGAGGCGCGAGCGGCGUGGACGAGGAUUUCCGGCGGCGCGGCGGCGAGUCCAGGCGGCGCGGCGACGACUCCAGGCGGGAGGCGCGGCGGCGACCACAGGCGGUGCGGCGGCGACUCUAGGCAGCAAGCCGAUGACGACUCCAGAGAAAAAAAUCAUAUUCACUUUUCCAUUCCUUUUCAAAUCAAGAUAUAGUACAAAUCCAAGCAUAUUUCUUGUUUUUUGGGGAUUGAUUUGUUCAGAUCUGAGUGCUAUAGUUGUUUCUAAGCAUGGGCAUGAAUGUUUAUAGAGUGCUAUGGUUGCUAUUUUGUGAUAUUUUGUUCAGAUCUGAGUGAUAUAUGUUGUAUGACUCAAUAUAUGCGUGCAUGAAUGUGGUAGACCUGAUUUGGUCAAACUUUGACAUUGUAGAUGGACAGCAGAACACGGUUUCUGAUUUAUGCGGCUGCAUCAUAUAUGUUGUUGGGAAUGAUGGCUAUGGUUAUCGAGUCUAGAAAUAAGAAAAGGAAAAGGGUUCCAAGGAGAGAAGGGAUUACCUAUGGGCCAAUAGAUGAAAGGGAUAGGAAAAGAUUUGAUUAUCUUAAUGACAUGAUUUGGAAAAACGGUACCAUCUGUGUGAACAUGCUUAGGCUUUGAAGAGCACCUUUUUUCCGUUUUUAACUUUUUAGGGAUCGUGGCUUGCUUGUGGAUACUAUACAUAUGCCUGUUGAAGAGCAAGUGGCUAUGUUUUUACAUACAUUUGGGCACAAUGUUAGAAAUAGGGUAGUUGCCACUAAUUUUUAUAGGUCCGGUGAAACUAUUAGCCGAUAUUUCAACCUAGUCCUUCAUGCUGUUGGUGAGCUGAGAAAGGAAUUAAUAAGGCCACCCUCAAUAACGACUCCAUCAAAAAUAUUAGGGAACCCAAUGUGGGAUCCUUAUUUUAAGGUAUGAUCCACAACUAGUUGUACACCAUUAUUUGUAGACGAAAAAUUAUGCCCUUUUAAAAUAGGAUUGUAUUGGAGCUAUUGAUGGCACACAUGUACGAGUCUCUGUUACCAAAGAUAUGGAGCUUUCUUUUCGUGGUAGGAAGGAUCAUGCUACUCAAAAUGUAAUGGCAGCUAUAGAUUUUGACCUUAAGUUCACAUAUGUGUUGGCUGGUUGGGAGACGACAGCACAUGAUGCUGUAGUUUUACGUGAUUCUAUAGAGCGUACAGAUGGCCUUCGUGUCCCACAAGGUAAUGUAAGUCCAACUUGUGCAUAGAAAAAUUAUUCACAAAAACACAUUUCACCAACUUGUCCUUAUAUGUUAGGAAAAUUCUACCUAGUUGAUGUGGGAUAUGGAGCAAAACCUGGAUUUUUACCCCCUUUUCGUGGUGUGAGGUAUCACUUGAAUGAGUGGGGGUCUAAUCCUGUACAAAAUGAGAAGGAGCUAUUCAAUUUGAGGCACUCAUCUCUUCGGGUCACCGUUGCGCGUGCAUUUAGGUCUCUCAAGAGGAGGUGGAAAAUUUUAGAUGAUGCUAGUCCAUUUUUUCCCUAUCCAACUCAAGUGGAUAUUGUGGUAGCUUGUUGUAUUAUUCAGAAUUGGAUUAUAGAAGAUGGUGGUGAUGAUUUUAUCAUAUCAGAGGAAGAAUGAAUAGCCAACUACAAUUAUGCAACAUCAAGAAGUGGGCAAGCUAGUGAGCAUGCAUACAUGGUUCAGUUUAGGCAGGAUACCGCAGACCAAAUGUGGGAAGAUCGUCAAACUCACCAUGGAAAUUGAAAAUUUUAGAUUUGUAGUCUAUGUAUUUGUAUGGAACUCUAAGACUUAUGUACUCCUUUUUAAGAAUUAUGUAUUUGCUGACAUGUAUUUGCUUGUUGAAAUUUAUUGUUUGCUGAAAUUUGUAUGCUUGUUGAUAUUUAUAGUGGUUGCUGAAAUUUAUAUGUAAGCUGAAAUUUAUAUGUUUGCUGAAAUUUGUAGUGGUUGCUGAAAUUUAUAUGCUUGCUGAAAUUUAUA
Messenger RNA from Oryza sativa Japonica Group (Japanese rice), 2636 nucleotides. Lineage: Eukaryota; Viridiplantae; Streptophyta; Magnoliopsida; Poales; Poaceae. The record is from RefSeq and is a predicted model, not a curated record.